Messenger RNA from Suillus subalutaceus, 2124 nucleotides. RefSeq lists its product as uncharacterized. Bases 1 to 2124 code for a protein of 707 amino acids. The record is from RefSeq and is a predicted model, not a curated record. The transcript has 9 exons. NCBI's taxonomy places the organism in Eukaryota, Fungi, Basidiomycota, Agaricomycetes, Boletales, Suillaceae.
AUGGACAUGGCAAAAUUGAUGCACGAAGUCUUUUCCACGCACGCUGAAAGGGUGACCAUCCUGUCACCCUUGGUGUUGUCUGCUGGCGCCGAGUUGAUGAACCACAUGGACGAAGACAGGACCGCUUUGGCCAUCCUCUCUUCCCCACCACUGCUGGUUACCGAAAGCAGCUGCCACCGCCGCCGUCCCCUGCCAAGAGCUGGCCCAUCUCAGCCAAAGGGUGUUCCUCGCGCCAAUGAUGCUGAAGAUCGGCCGGCGCAAUCCAAGCGUCAACGGCAGAAGUCUAAGGUCAUCAUCACUGGUGAUGAUGACCUUGAGCUAGACGAGGUGGUUCCAACGGUGCCGGUUCGCAAGGAGCGUGCCGUCAACAUGAUCUACAAACCUGGUCAACUCACCAAGGUGGUUACCGAGCAGAAGACUCGCUGUUCUCUCUGGCACUCUGUUGUCGCCAGCGAUGAUGACAUGGACGCCGACGCAGCAACCAACACUGGCCCUGCACUCAAGAUGGGUGUGCCAUAUGUGGAAUUGCCUGGUCCCCAGCUGAAGGAGGAUGAUUUCGCUGAUACAAUGGCGCCAUCAUGGGCUCCUCACUGUGGCCAAUGCGUAGCACGGGAUCUCAUCUGCUGCCAAGCCUUCAACAAGGACCACGGUGGCAAGUUGAAGGUGUGUGCCUUCUGCAGCAGGCUGAAGAUUAGGUGCGGCGGCAAAGGCUCAGAGGUUCCCACUGUGAAAGGGAAGUCUGCAACAUCUCGCCGGACCCGUUCUCAAUCUCGCCGUCAGCGCUUGCCGCCAGCUCAAAACAUUGCAACCCAACAUGUCGAACCAUCAGUGCCGUACACCACCACCACCACGCAGAAUGAGGAUGAGGUUCCUACUCGUCCAUCCACAUCCAUCCCUCCACCAACCUCUGCCUCUACUGACCGCGACAGCCUGUUGGCUUUGCAGGCUGAAGUUGCCACACUUCACACUGCAGUCGCCGCAUUGGAGGACCAGGUUGUCGCUGGUGACAAGCAGUGCAAAGAUGCCAACACCAGAUUGGCAGAACAAGAGGCGAGGUCUGCACUCCUCACCGAAAGAUUCAACGAGCUCCUCCGGAAGUUGCUGCCGGCAGCUACAUCUGCAACCACUGAGUGUGGUGCUGAGGCUACUGGUGAAUUGGCUGCUGGUGAAUUGGCUGCUGGCGAAUUGCUUGCCAGUGACUCCACCACUGAGGUGUCCAGCACAUCUGCCGACCCUGCCGGCAAAGCCACAGGUCAAUCGGCUGCUGUCCCAUUGACACACACUGCUGAGUCCUCCCAUGAAUCUGCUGCUGGUCCAGCAAACCUUGGUCAAGUCACUGAAGGGGCUCGACAGCAACACACCAAGCGGUUGGGACUAAUGCAGAACGACCUCGACGCUCAACACCAACCUAGAACGAACUUUAGAAUAUGGCAACAAAACCUCCAAACAUCCUCCCAUGCCUGGGAACACCUACUAAAGAACCUCAAUCCCAACACCUUUGACCUAGCCUGUAUACAAGAACCGUUCCUCAACCCCGUCAACCUCGCCAACGCAUCCAACCUCAAAUGCUACUGGGACGUACUCUACCCGACCACACACCACACCAACCAGGACCGCACUCAAGUAAUAAUACUCAUCAACAAGAAGAUAUCCAAGAACCAAUGGCACAUGAUCCCAAUACAAUCGGCGAAUGUCAUGGCACUAGAACUCACAGGCGAAUUUGGAAAGGUCCUCCCUCAAGGUAUCGCCACUCUGGAAGCAUCCGCCACCAAGAACCUCACCCAUCCCGACAAUGUUUUCUGCUCGGCCCAACUUCAACACACCUUUACUACGUGCACUGUAGAAUAUCACCUAAGGCCAGUAGUAACAGACCAUUUCCCUAUUAUAAGCUCGAUCGAUCUGAACCCAGACCGAAUAAAUGACAUCCCACGCCACAAUUACAGAGAAGCUGACUGGGACGUCAUCAACAAAGCAUUGUCCGAACAACUAAGAAGUAUUCCCCCACCAAUCGAGUUAACUUCAGGAGCCCAGUUCGAAGAGGCUCUGAGCAACCUAACAGAUGUCAUCGCAAAGGUAGUAGACUCCAAAGUCCCCAAAUCCAAACCCUCACCCUAUGCCAAGUGA